GCACGUUUUUUUCUUGGAAAUGGCGCUGGUACAAGGUGUGUGGGAGCAGUGGAGGCCAGAUGCGACUGUCACCUGCGUCGCCGCGUCAUGUCGCUAUGUCUGUGUGGCACUCGAAUACGCCGACUGUGUCGUGCUGAAGCUAUGGCGCACGUCAAGCUCCCCAACCACGGCACACCACUUCACUCCUCAGACAAGUCGCGAACUGACCGGACAUGCCGAUCGCGUCGGCUGCGCUGCCUUCCAGGGCGAUCUCCUCUGCACAGCGUCCUCUGACUGCAUUCUGGUGUGGCACAUCUCGGUAGCCGGCGGCGGGUUGACCGCGACGCGGCACAUGCUGGUGUCGUCCCCGCGGUGUUGUGUGAACGUCGUCGAGUUCGACGCAAGCGGGGGGCUCGUGGCGCUAGCGUACCACAACCAGGUCGAAGUGGUCACAGUCCAGUCCAAAGCCGUGUACAUCACGCUCGAAGGCCACCUCGCCAAGAUCACCGCCAUUCAGUUUGAUCCCCAGCAGCCGCACGUUCUCGUCACGGGCUCGGAAGACCGCACGUUCAAGGUAUGGGAUUUGGCGGAGCAGUGUCUGCGGUACCAGUCGGCGGUGCUGUCAGCUCAUUCGAUCCUCGCAGUAGCGAUCCAUCCUACCACAAGCGACAUCUGCAUCGGGUUUGCCGACGGCACAGUGCGCAUUUACCAUCACUUUGCCACGGAAUUAGCGGCGUUGGCUAUCGGAGCGCACAUUCACAAGCUGGAACAGCAUCACCACGUCAUAGCGUUCGUGGAUGCGACGCUCGCGGCAACGCAAAACGUCGUGAGCUCGUUGCCGCCGUGGGCGCGCAGCCAGAAUGCGACCGCGAGCGCCAUGGCGAGGCACUUGCUGGCUGCGUCGAGUAGUCGGAAUUUAUUGCCGCCAGAGCUGGACGCCAAGUCGACGCCUGUGGUCGAAGUGGCGUGCACAAUCUUAAGCUUACAUUACGUCGUGUUAGCUGCUGAGCUAGAGCUACAGUCCGUCUUGCCAGCGUCACGACAAGUGCUUCUAGUUGGCACGACCAACCACGUCAUGUGUGUCGAUGCGCUGUCGUAUCAACUGACGACCGUCCAUUCAUUCCAAGCUCACGCGCCUGUGGUGGUGGGAAUGGCAGCUAGCGUAGCCAUGACAACAGCAGCAGCACCGUCGUCGUCGUUUCCCAGCCCAGUGGAAGAUGACCCGGGACUGAUAAACAUGUGGAUCAGUAGCGCCUUCCAGCCAUGUAUCACUCGGCUACAAGUCACCGCCAAUUCAAAGGCGGCCGCGUUCAAUAUGACCGAGCCAGAUGGUUCCAACUACAGCUCCAUCAGCAGAAACAACCAAUCGGAAUCUCUGUCGAUGGUGCCGCAAACAUCCCCCCCCAAGACUUCUAUUUUGUGCCUCUCCCCACUACUACUACAGCUACAGGAUGUCUCGAAGCACUCUAAAGUCCAGGGGGAUCACCCCGUGACAUUUCACAGUCGGAUCAAAUCGAGUGGAUAUGGCUCCUCCUCACAACAACGAAAGCCAUCGUCGAAAUUCGCCGCCUGCGUCAAGACUUCAUCUAGGACUAAAAACAUCCACAUCGCUUCAAAGUCUUCAUCUUUCCCGUCGUAUCCUAUGGACAGUCACCGCUUGACCCGGCUAGAUAGCUCCAAGACCCGGCUCAAGUGGCACCAAGGAUGUAUUAACCACGUCGCAUACACCGCGGAUGGAACUAGUUUAGCAUCUGCCGGCAACGACCGAUUGGCUCAAGUUACGUCGGCCGGUACGUUGAAGAAGCCCGACUUGUUGGUCGGCCACGAGCAUCAUGUCAAGACUGUGCGGUGGAGCCUCUCUGGACGGUACCUAGUCACAGCGUCCACCGAUAAGACGGCUCGCGUGUGGGGGGUGCCCUGUGACGUGGCGUCUCUCACGCUUCCUUCCACAAGUGGAAGCGAUAUCUGCGACGCUGCGUUCUAUUACAUGGACAAGUUUGUGGUCGUGGCGAUGGGCAAUAAAGUGAACGUGUUUCAGUACGUUGUCGACGACAAGCAUGCGCAGCACGUCAACACGUCCGACAUUGCCAGGCUCGAGAACCACAGCAGAGCCAAAAAGGUCGCCGCAUACCACUUGGACGCGGUCAAAGCUAUUACCUCUGUCACAUGUGCCAACGCCACCUUGUCGCAUUUGCUUGUCGUGGCUGCGUCCGACAAGAGCAUCCGCAUCAUCGACGUGAGCGUGGGCAAGACGGCGCGGGUGAUCCAGGCAGCACAUGCCACCCGCGCGCCGCACACGGUACGUCGUUAUAUGUGACACUGUGUGAUGGGCUUUUUCACGAGAAUGAUGUACAGUUGAAAUCGUAUGGCCAUGAAAGGCGUUGACCACGUUCUGGUCGUUCUCAAGAUGGGCUAACUUGUUGGAUGUGACACUGUGUGAUGGUCUUUGUAAAGGAACGCGAAUGAUCUACUAGUUUAUACGGUCGCCCUCUAUAUUUAGGCUACACUUGUGUUCACUCUGUAUCGUUAGAAUAUGGAGUGUGUUUAUGGGUCUAGGUGGUGAUCCCGCAAGCCUCUGCCUACGUCAGCCAUUCGCCAGACGUGUCCAACCUGGUGCUGUCCGCCGCCUGCGACAACGCGAUGCAUCUGUGGGACAUUCGCGCCGAUAAUUGCGUACUUCGGUUCGGCGAACAUGCCAACCGAGUGCACGCGGUGGGCUGUGCGUUCAGUCCAUGUCUGCGAUACGUGGCGGCGGGCUCCGAGGACAAAGUCACGCACUUGUACGACCUCCGCACGGGUCGGACGCUCGACAAGCUGCACGGACACACGGACGUGGUCACGGCGGUGGCCUUCCAUCCAGUCAAGCCGUGGCUCUGCACCGCCGCCGCGGACGGCAGCGUUCGUUUUUAUGGCCCCGCAAACGACUAAAUUAAACGAUAAACCACGAUAGAUUGAUUGCCUAGGUACUGUUCGUCGUGUUGAUCUAACUCACUAUAAAUGCCAAAUAACUCUGACCAAGAAUAAUCCCAU
Aphanomyces astaci is the source of this 3009-nucleotide messenger RNA. RefSeq lists its product as hypothetical. The transcript is spliced from 5 exons. Bases 20 to 2296 code for a protein of 758 amino acids. The record is from RefSeq and is a predicted model, not a curated record. Gene Ontology annotation, molecular function: protein binding. Lineage: Eukaryota; Oomycota; Saprolegniomycetes; Saprolegniales; Verrucalvaceae.